AUGUCUCCUCGCAAUGUUUACCGACAUCGCGAUAGUUUCUCGAUGGGGAGUCACCCUCUAUCGCCAGCCCCAUCAUUUCUCCAAGCAACUCGACUAGAAGGUGACGAUAGCAAUACUGGCGAGUAUAUAUACAGAUGGAUCAAGCACGAUGGCCCAAAGAUCAGCCGUCCGAGGUCCAGCUACGGUAUCCCCAAAACUGACCAAGAUUAUCGGGACGCGGAAAAUCACAAGACUGAAAACAAACUACCUCUUGAACAAACCGUAAUGCACAAAGAGUUUCACAUCGAAGCGUUGCGGGGGCAGAUGCGGAAAUUGAUCAGCGAAAAUGCUGCAGAGUGCUCUCUCUUGAACGACAAGAUUCAGGGGCUUCAGACGCAGGUAGCUACUGCUCGAGCGAAAUUACAGGCCGCAGAGAAUGAGCUGGAAACCGCACACAGAACCAAUGCCGAUUUGGAGAAGGAGAUCAAAGAGGCGCGGCAAGGAUAUAUUGAACGGUCUGAAGACCUGGAACGUAACAAGCGGGAACUAGAGGAACAAGUGAAAUCAUUACAACAAAAUCUUACGGAAUGGUCGACUCUCCAGCGGAUUCUGGAAGAAAAGGUAACAUCUUCUGAGCGAAAUUCUAGAGCCCUUGAGGGUCGCAAUCAAGAGCUAGAGAAAGAGACUGAAAAGCUACGACGAACACUCACUGAAAGAUCUGAAACCUUAGAAAAGGAGAAACGGAAGCUACAGGAAGGGAUCGAAGAAUUGAGCCAAAAUUUUGCGGAAAGGUCGACAACUCUGGAGUGUCGACAACAGGAGCAGGAAGCAAAUGUGGCUUCAUUGCAACACAACUCGAAGUCCCUAAAAGGUGACAAGCGGGAUUUGGAAGCCGAAAUCAAAAAGUUACGAAGAGUGCUCACCGAAAGAUUUGAAGCUUUAGAAUGUCAUAACAAGGAGCUAGAGCAAGAGGUCGAAGACUUACGACAAACCCUGGAGAAAAGGACCGAAACUCUGGAAUCUCACAAGGAGGAGCUACAGAUGGAAGUCCAAGCGUUACGAAUAAGCCUCUGGAGAAAAUCCGAAGCUCUGGAAAUUCGAGAGCAGGAACGGGAGGAUGAAGUUAAAGAGCUGCAACAGCUUGUUGUGAAGACAAAGGCUCUGGAAAGUGAGAAGCGGCAGCUGCAGGAAGAAAUCAAAUAUCCGCAAAGAGUUCACCGGGUGGCUGAUGACCAGGACCACGACGAGGAGAACAUAGAUAUGCGACAAUCUCUUUUAGAACAUCCUUACACUCUGGAAGAUUACAAGAAGCUCGAAGACGGCGUCAAAGAGAUGCAGCAGACUCUCACGGAAAGAGAUGAAGCUACGGCUUCCCGCGAGCAAGAGUUUGAUGCAGAGGGGCAAAAUUUGCGUCGAAUUCCUGCAGAGACAUCGAACGCUCUGGAAGUGCAAAGGCGGCAGCCGGAGGAAGCUGGGCGGAAGCUGCAGGCAGGUCUGGAAGAAAAAUCGGCAGUUUUGGAAAGUAACGAAAAGGCCACAACCGAAGCGCUCCCCGCACAAAGAACGGAUCUUGAGGAGAAUUUCCAGGGUCUCAAGGACGAAGAGAGUCGAGCAGCCACAGUGCGACUAGAAGCACUAGAGAAAACACUGGUCGCCCAGCUCAACGAGAAGCAUGCUACGGAGCUAGAGAGCCUUCGAGAAUCGUUCGCGAAAGAGCUGCAACACAUCCAGACGGCACAUGCCGCGGCACUACACGAGUUCGUUGGGAGACUAGAAGGGAAACAUGGAGCGGUGGGGAAGAGCAGAGAGGCUAAUCAUCUGCUGGAAUUACGCGAUAAAAAACAGAGUCACAAAGGAAGCAAGGGAUUGACGAAGGAGCGAGGAGAGAGUCAUAUCCGCCCGCUAAUGAGGGAGAUUUUCAGUACAGGGAAGCUCAGACCAAAAAGCACCUCGUUCGGCGAUCACGUUGACAAAUCAGGGGCUUUUCGGGACGUUGAUGUUCAUUAG
Molecule: messenger RNA, 1986 nt
Organism: Paracoccidioides brasiliensis Pb18
Exons: 1
Coding region: 1-1986 (661 amino acids)
Source: RefSeq, a predicted model, not a curated record